Molecule: messenger RNA, 578 nt
Organism: Bursaphelenchus okinawaensis
Lineage: Eukaryota; Metazoa; Nematoda; Chromadorea; Rhabditida; Aphelenchoididae
Source: the annotation of a GenBank genome assembly
AUGAGGUCGUGGGACGCCAACGCCGACUCCGCUGUCGUUGGCAGGUCACGGCCAACGAAAGCGCUGACGGACAUGUCGACGGAUCCCGAACAAUUCCUGAAAAUAGUUGGUUAACGGUAUGUUACAGUAGGAAAGAUGUGAAAUAGGUAUGGUAGGGUGAAGUGUAAAAUACGUAUGGUGGUGUAGACUUAACAAAGUUAAAUAGAUAGAGUAAAGUAAAGUCAAAGAUGAAAAGUAGGUAGGUAAGGGUGAGGUCAGUAACAUAGAUACGACCAGUUACAAUAAUGUGUUGGUAGCGUAGUGGCUGUGCCGCCGCUCGCUAUUCGGAAGGACCUUGGUUCGACCCCGCGCCGGCCCAACCCAGACGCCUUAUGGAAUGGAUAGUGCUGUACUCGUGUAGACCAAGUAUAGAUGUGUCUAGUGCACGGGGACUAGGCACAUCGAUACUCGGCCUACACGAGUAUAUGAUUGAACGCCAGAAGUCUUAUGGAGCACCUCACCUGCGACACAGUGACGCGAGGAACAGUGGAAUACCUGGGGAGAGGCCCAAUUAUAGGAAACAUCAGACUCAAGGAUAG